Molecule: messenger RNA, 1404 nt
Organism: Tribolium castaneum (red flour beetle)
Lineage: Eukaryota; Metazoa; Arthropoda; Insecta; Coleoptera; Tenebrionidae
Gene: Fip1
Product: Factor interacting with poly(A) polymerase 1
Exons: 5
Coding region: 15-1307 (430 amino acids)
Cellular component (GO): mRNA cleavage and polyadenylation specificity factor complex
Source: RefSeq, a predicted model, not a curated record
AUUGAAAUGUCAAAAUGGCGGACGAUGCUGAAAACGACGAUCAAUGGUUAUACGGCGAUCAGCCCGAAAAUACGCACGAAGAGCCCCCAGCGGACCCGCCCCCGGUUGAAGAGCCGCCUGAGAAACCCGAAGAGCCAGAACCAGUGCCUCCCCCGAAGCCUAUUGACGAUGACAAGCCACCAGGAGUUGACGACGAUGAACCCGAGAAAGAGUCUGCCAACGAGAAAGAAGACCAAGAGGAUGGAGAGGUGCAGCAAAAUGGUGAAGAAGAGGACUUGGACGACGACAGUGACGAUGACGUGAAUGUUGUUAUUGGGGAUAUUAAAACAACCCCGUCUUACACUUCGCUUAACAUCAAACGGAGCGGUUUGCUGACCACCACAGCCCCCGUUGAUAAGUCCAAGCAGCCCCCACAACCCGGCAAAUUUAGCGUGGAGGAGUUCGAUCAAGCUGGAAUGAUAAAUGGGGUCCCUGCGACUGAAUACAAUUUAGAUUCUUUGGAAGAUAAACCGUGGCGGAAACCUGGUGCUGAUAUAACUGAUUAUUUUAAUUACGGGUUUAAUGAAGACACAUGGAGGGCGUAUUGUGAAAGACAAAAACGAAUGAGAAUGACUGAGUCGGGAGUGGGGUUGGCGGCACAAAUGACUUCAAUUGCACGAGGUACAGUUCCAAUUAUGAACGAUAACAGUAAAUAUUCAGGAAAUUUCCUUGGAAUGCGCAAAGCAGGGCCACCUCCAGGGAGACGUAUGACGGGGUCUAUUGACGUAAUAGGGGGCACAGCGCAAAGAUCCACCCCCACGCCCAUCGGCAAGGUGGAGCCCCCCAAAAUGAACGUCAUUCAGGUCAUGACCGCUGAUAGGAGGGAGUAUAGCCGGAAACCGACCGGUUUUCCAGACAUGUCCGUACCGCCCCCCAACACUUUUGAGGAUUUCCAGCCCGAGUACGGUUUCAACCCCGAACCGGAGCCCUUUUAUGGGGGCUACGAACCAACGCAGGAUUCGCAAUGGGGGGCUGAAGGUCCUAAUCCGCUGGGGCCGCCUCCAAUGCACAUGGGCCCACCCAUGAACUUACCAAUGCCUGUCCCAUCACCUAGGAAGGAUAGCCCAACUAGGAUGGACUCGAAAGAGCGGGACAGGACGAGGGAAGACAGCAGGGCGAGGUCUGAAAGGCCCAGGGAUCGGGAACGGGAGAGGUCCCACAGGAGGGAAAGGUCAAGAAGUAGGUCGAGAAGGCACAAGUCAAGGUCCAGGAGCCCCAGUCAUAGGCACAGGAAAAAGAAGUCAAGGCGUCAUGAUGAAAGCGAUUAGUUGAUUAAUGAUUAGGCAUAAAGUAUAGUUUGGUUCAUCUAACCCUACAAGCAUUUUUUUGUAUUUAUUUUUUUGAAAUAAAUCAAUCUCUUGUCAA